Messenger RNA from Juglans regia (Persian walnut), 896 nucleotides. RefSeq lists its product as uncharacterized. The transcript has 2 exons. Bases 1 to 771 code for a protein of 256 amino acids. The record is from RefSeq and is a predicted model, not a curated record. NCBI's taxonomy places the organism in Eukaryota, Viridiplantae, Streptophyta, Magnoliopsida, Fagales, Juglandaceae.
AUGAAGAUUAACGUUUCAAGAAACAGGUUCUUGCUUUGUUUUCGACCCGUUGUCGACAUGGAAGUCGUCCUAGAAUCCAAAGAUAUCGUCGACCGGUCGGCUUGUAAGGAGAAGACCAUCAAGGAAAUGUUGACUCCAAAGAGAACCUUUUCCCGAGUGCUUCUAUCCGUUAUUUGCGAAGCAAUAUUGGCUAAGAGAGCUCGUGACAGGAAAGUUGAUCGUCAAGAGUCCUGUCAAUCGAUCUACCCUAGUCAUAAGUCGAGUUACUCCGAAAGUUGUCACGAUUUUAGCUACGAAAGAUCAGUGAAUCAGGUAUCCAUGGAUGCUGGUAUUGAUCAAGAGGUUAGAACCAACUCUGGGUUGUCACACUCAAGAUCUUCGUGCGGCUCAAGUACAUCCUGUUCAGGUUCCAUUUCAGAAGAAAAUAAAUCACCCAGAUCUUUGACUGACAUUACAAAACAAGUUGAUUGCUGCAAUUAUCCAGACAUUGUAGAGAAGCCAAAGGAGGAGGUUGAUAACAUGGGUAACUGUUCUAGUUUCGAAUCUGGCAUAUACAUGCUUGCCAUUAGCCUUGUGAUCACCAUCUUGUGGGGAAAGUUUUUUGCUAUUUUUUUCACGUUAAUUUGGCUGUACUUUAUGUCUGGCCGGCACUUUGGUUAUGGCAGACAAGAAAAUGUGAUCAAGUUAGCAGAAACUGAGUCCAGAGAGUACCGAAAAAAGGUCAUAAUCGAAGGGCUACUUGAAAGGAAACACCACCACAGAAGGCAUUAACUACUGUGACGUGAAUUAUGUGUCUUUUCCGGUGGCUCUCUGGUUACCAAAUUAAAGCAUUCUCAGAAACCAGGUCACUAUACAGCUGUUUCUUCUGAUGUGCUCUUAUCACUGUACUUUCGGAG